AUGACAGCCAAUCAGGACUCUCCGGAAGAGCACGCUUUUUCACUAUGCUAAACUUGUGUUAUGGUAUAUGUGUUUAGUCAAUUUACACAAUAUCGGCUUUGUUACUAAAGUAUACUAGUGUGUUGAUAUGAAGACGGAUUUAUAAUUCCAAAACGUCCUAUUUCGGUAAAUGCUUUUUCACGGGAACGCUUUUAGUUAACAAAACUGACAGCAAACACUGUUAGCUUAGCCAUAUUUUACAGCAAUGGAAAAUAAAAAGACGUUUAAAUUCGUUGUUGUCGGGGGUGGUAUCGCCGGAGUAACAUGUGUUGAACAGCUGGCAUCACAGUUUCCAUCCGCGGAUCUGGCUCUGAUCACUGCAGGUCCACACAUCAAAGCAGUGACAAACUAUAAACAGGUAUCCAGGACCCUGGAAGAGUUUGGUGUGGAAGAACGGCCAUUCACUGUAUUACAAAAGAAUUAUUCCAAUCUCACAUUUAUACAGUCAGCUGUCAAAGCUCUGGAUGCUAAAUCACGUUGUUUGGAGACUACAGAUGGAAAAGUCUAUGGAUAUGAAAGACUCUGUAUUUGCACUGGGGCCAGACCAAAGCUUUUCACUGAAGACAAUCCUUAUGUGUUGGGGAUAAGAGACACCGAUAGUGCACAGGACUUCCAGAAGCGACUGUCUCAAGCUAAAAGAAUUGUUCUCAUUGGAAAUGGAGGCAUUGCCCUUGAACUAGUACAUGAGGUGCAAGGCUGUGAGAUGAUCUGGGCUAUAAAAGACAAAGCCAUAGGAAACACUUUCUUUGACGCUGGUGCAGCGCAGUUCCUCAUUCCGUCACUAGAGGCACACAAAGCUCAGAAACCUGUCCCCUGUAAGAGGCCUCGUUACACAGUUGAGGAAACCGCGGGGGGCACAUCUCACACCUUCACUGCAGACAGAAACCACAAGGAAAACUCUGCUCCAACUCAGCAUGGUAGUGCCCUUGGCCCUGACUGGCAUGAAGGAAUAGUUCUACAAGGAGCAGAACAGGGGGGCCACAGAGUAAUGGUUGAAUAUCAGUGUGAGGUAGAGAAGAUUUUUACCCCAACCGACCUGCUCAGCUCUCCUGAAAGAGUAUCAAACCCUGAAACUGUUGGAUCAUGGCCAGUUUAUAUCAAAUUGAGUAAUGGCAAGACUUAUGGUUGUGACUUUAUUGUGAGUGCUACUGGUGUUGUGCCAAACACUGACCCUUUUCUUCAUGGUAAUAAUUUUGCACUGGCUGAUGAUGGCGGACUUCAGGUUGAUGAUCAGAUGCGAACUUCAGAGUCAGAUGUCUAUGCUGCUGGGGAUGUGUGCACUGCAUGCUGGAAACACAGUCCACUAUGGCAACAGAUGCGGUUGUGGACUCAAGCUCGUCAGAUGGGCUGGCACGCUGCUCGCUGUAUGGCUGCACAUGUCCUCUCAGAGCCCAUCGAGUUAGACUUCUGCUUUGAACUUUUCUCACAUAUUACAAAGUUCUUUAACUAUAAGGUGGUACUCUUGGGAAAAUUCAAUGCCCAAGGUUUAGGGCCCAACUAUGAGCUGCUUGUGCGCUGUACCAAAGGACAAGAGUAUGUCAAGGUGGUUUUAAGUGGAGGAAGGAUGGUGGGAGCCGUGCUGAUUGGAGAGACUGACCUGGAGGAGACCUUUGAGAACCUCAUCCUGAACCAGAUGGACCUGACACCAUACGGAGAGGAUCUGCUCAACCCAAACAUCGACAUUGAAGACUACUUUGACUGAAGACUGUGGGGGCCGGGCUGAGAGAUUGUAUUGCAUGUAAAGUUUACAGGAUUGUGGAAAAAUAAUACUUUAAAGGCCUUUCCUAAGUUGUGAGAGUCUCUUAAAGUUGCACCUAUAAAUAUAUAUUUUUUGAUUAUACAUAUUUUUUACUGGAACUAAUCAUUAAAUUUAUUCCAGCAAUAACUACUCACAAUAAGAAGAAUACACAAUGAAUUAGUAGCAACUGUCCCCACUUGAAUCUAAUGCCAAACACUAAGUUAAAAGUAAACCUAUACUGCACAUUAAAAGCUGAUGUAAUUUUCUUCUUUAUGUUAUCAGAAUAGGAUAUGUUCAACAAUACGUGUGGUAAAAUAAAAGACUUUUGUUACUA
Messenger RNA from Boleophthalmus pectinirostris (great blue-spotted mudskipper), 2111 nucleotides. It is a transcript of the gene pyroxd1, whose product is annotated as pyridine nucleotide-disulphide oxidoreductase domain 1. The record is from RefSeq and is a predicted model, not a curated record. The transcript has 13 exons. The coding region runs from base 245 to 1741 and encodes 498 amino acids. NCBI's taxonomy places the organism in Eukaryota, Metazoa, Chordata, Actinopteri, Gobiiformes, Gobiidae. Gene Ontology annotation, molecular function: oxidoreductase activity; flavin adenine dinucleotide binding.